CUUCAAACUAAUUAACACUGGAAACAUGAAGUAAAAGUACAAGUAUAGUACUUCAUUUGAGAUGGUAACUAUUCUGGUCAUAUCCUAGGACGCACGCGUUUCAGGACUUAGCAUUACGCAAAAAAUGUAAACUUAAACUUAUUUUGUAGGGUUUUAUAUUUGUUGCAGUGUUCCUCAUUGCGCAUGCGCCGGCUGAAAUCUGAUUCGAGUUUAAAAAGCAGUGGCAGCAGCCACGAGCCAGACGGCGGCAGGUGCGUCACUGUGAGCGUCAGGCACCAGAUUUGGAGCGGCACCUCGGAGCUCCUCUGGCGCUGAAUCCGCUCUAGGGCGCACCGAGGGGCAGCGCCAUGCACACCCCGGACUACGCGAUGCUCCUGAGCGAAGGGAACCAGUCUCUGCUCUCCGGUUCCUCGGGUGACCCAACGAUGGAAGCGCCCGGGAACAACACCGCGCACACGAACGCAUCCGACCCGGACGCGCGUAACGAGGAGGUGGCUCAGAUCGAGAUCAUGGUGCUGACCGUCACCUUCGUGGUGGCCGUGAUCGGCAACGUGAGCGUCCUGCUGGCGAUGUACAACACCAAGAAGAAGAUGUCCCGGAUGCACCUCUUCAUCAAACACCUCAGCCUGGCGGACCUGGUGGUCGCCUUCUUCCAGGUGCUGCCGCAGCUCUGCUGGAAGAUCACCUUCCGCUUCUACGGCGCCGACUUCCUCUGCAGGAUCGUCAAGCACCUCCAGGUGAUGGGCAUGUUCGCGUCCACCUACAUGAUGGUGAUGAUGACCCUGGACCGUUACAUCGCCAUCUGCCACCCACUGAAGACCCUCCAGCAGCCCACGCAGCGCUCCUUCAUCAUGAUCGUGUCCACGUGGAUGUGCAGCCUGGCGCUGAGCACUCCGCAGUACUUCAUCUUCUCCCUGAGCGAGAUCCAGAACGGCUCCAACGUGUCCGACUGCUGGGCGCACUUCAUCGAGCCGUGGGGCGCCAAGGCGUACGUCACCUGGAUCACCGUGGGCAUCUUCCUGGUGCCCGUGGUCAUCCUGGUGUUGUGCUACGGCUUCAUCUGCCACAGCAUAUGGAAAAACAUCAAGUACAAGAAGAGAAAAGCGCCGCCCGGCGCCGCGACGCACAACACCGUGUUCAUCGGGAAGAGCUCGGUGAGCAGCAUCACCACCAUCUCCAGGGCCAAGCUGAGGACCGUGAAAAUGACGCUGGUCAUAGUUUUGGCGUACAUUGUUUGCUGGGCGCCGUUUUUCAUCGUGCAGAUGUGGUCCGUGUGGGAUGAAAACUUCCAGUGGGCCGAGUCUGAGAACACAGCAGUGACUCUGUCCGCGCUGCUCGCCAGUCUCAACAGCUGCUGCAACCCGUGGAUAUACAUGAUCUUCAGCGGCCACCUCCUCCAGGACUUCGUGCACUGCCUCUCGCGCUGCUUCAAGAUGAACACCGACUUCAAGAAGGAGGACUCGGACAGCAGCCUCCGGCGGACCACGCUGCUGACCAAGAUGACCAAUCGGAGCCCGACGGGCAGUUCGAGCAACUGGAGGGAGCAGGACAACUCCCCAAAGACCUCCAUCCAGGCAGAGUGAACACACAGUCAGGCCACUGGGAGUGAACGCCUGUCUAAGAGUGGCAUCCCAGAGACCACUCCCAUGGGGAUUGACUGAAAUGCCCCGCCCCCAAACACCAAAAAUAUUUCUAAAUCUUUUCACACGGAAAUCCGAGCGAUGAAAUAUGGUGUUGAUGGAAUCUGAACUGAGGACAUAGAAAAUGGACACGCCACUUAAUUAUGGCUACUGGCUGGAUUUCUUGCAUGCAAACAUGGUUUUGGUUUUUUCACGACUUCUUGCGGGGAAAAAAACAUUAGAAAAACCCCGGGAGAGGAUAUGAAAUGGCGAAUCGUUGCUUCAGAUUCAUCAAGUUGGUAUACCGCCACAGCUGUUCAUAAAAAGAAGCCGACAGUUUCUCUCGGUUUUUUUGGGACAUAAUAUUGUUGAAUUCAAUUGCAAUACUUGGAAAUCCAUCGAGCCCGAACACAGUCCAGAUUCACAACGUUAUUUAUCUUGGAGAAACCUCCUUUUUCAGGAAUAUUGAUGCUUUUACUGGUGGGUAUAUGUUUCCCCCGCUGUGCUGCCAAACACCCCUUCAUGUGAGUGUGUUCCAAGGAUAAAUUAAAAAAACAUAUAGGAGCCAGGAGGUGUGUGUGGUGGUUAGAAGGACACUUCCACACCGCUCGUCUUCUGUUUCCAGCUUUUUUUUUUUAUGUUCUUCCCUCACAUGUCUUUGUUAUGUAGAGAAGAAAGAAAAAAAAAUUCAGUUUGACCCGAUGACCGACAACGCACAAGAAAAUAAUGAUUAUGUGGGGUUCAGACUACAUCUAUUAAUCACGCUGUUGCAUCAUCCACAUUUUUAUAAUUACUUCAUGUAGCAGAUGGAAGUCCUUUUUCUGAUCCCUAAAGAAUCCUGAUUAUUUCUGUCCAGCAGAGGCAAAAGGGGUCUCCUUCAGAAUAGCAGGACACACACACACACACACACACACACACACACACAUUCCACGUCGACACACUUCCCCGAUUCUUUUUCUUUUUUCUUUUUUGGAAGGUUCUGGCUUUUUUGCUAGAACAAUCUCCUUCACAUCGAUGUGCAGCACCGAAACGGUCGUCACCCCCCCCCCCCCCCUCGAGAAGAUGCAUGUUAUGACGCAUCAAGACAAUUUCUAUCUGACUGAUAGAUAUGUGGACAUAAAAAGCCACUUAAAUAUCUGUAAAUAAGACUACUGUUAUUGCAUUGUAAUGUAAAUAUGUUCAUGAAUUCUAUACGUCUGUAAUGACUUGUGUACAUUGAAAAUAAUUUAAAUAUCCUAUAUGUUGAAAUAUAUAUGUUGAUGCACUGACUACCA
Pseudoliparis swirei is the source of this 2893-nucleotide messenger RNA. It is a transcript of the gene avpr1aa, whose product is annotated as arginine vasopressin receptor 1Aa. Gene Ontology annotation, cellular component: membrane. The record is from RefSeq and is a predicted model, not a curated record. Gene Ontology annotation, molecular function: peptide binding; vasopressin receptor activity. Gene Ontology annotation, biological process: G protein-coupled receptor signaling pathway; positive regulation of vasoconstriction; regulation of systemic arterial blood pressure by vasopressin. The transcript has 2 exons. The coding region runs from base 348 to 1583 and encodes 411 amino acids. Lineage: Eukaryota; Metazoa; Chordata; Actinopteri; Perciformes; Liparidae.